GGAGCCCCUCGGAGCCGCGCUCGGGCAUCGCCAGGACUUGGGGCGCUCCUGCCCUCCGCGGCUCUCCUCUUCGGGGGCCCCGCUUGGAUUAAUCGGCUCCGUGCUUCGUGGCGCGGCUGCGGGCUUUGGACGCCGCCUCGCCGCCGCCUUGGGCUUCUCCGGACACGAUUACCUCACCUGGACACCCACCUCAGGACUGCAGUAGAAAGGCAGCAAGGAUGCCGGACUCACCAGCUGACGUGAAGACACAGUCCCAAUCCACGCCGCCGAGCAUGCCACCACCGUCCCCGGCUGCCACCCAGGGAGCAACGCGCCACCCCACCUUCACGCCAAACCCGAAUCGCGAAGCUGGGCCGCCGAUGUUUCUGCCCCGCGGCCGUUUUCACGGUUGCUUGAAAUGGUCGAUGGUGUGUCUCUUAAUGAAUGGAAGCAGCCACUCCCCGACGGCUAUCAAUGGGGCACCCUCCACCCCCAACGGUUUCAGCAACGGGCCCGCCACCUCCUCCACCGCCUCGCUCUCCAACCACCAACUUCCGCCGGCCUGCGGCGCGCGCCAGCUCAGCAAACUGAAGCGCUUCCUCACGACGCUGCAGCAGUUUGGCAACGACAUCUCCCCUGAGAUCGGGGAGCGCGUCCGCACUCUGGUGCUGGGUCUGGUGAAUUCCACGCUGACCAUUGAGGAAUUCCAUUCCAAGCUCCAGGAGGCCACAAACUUCCCUCUGAGGCCCUUCGUCAUCCCUUUCCUCAAGGCCAACCUGCCCCUGCUGCAGCGCGAGCUCCUCCACUGUGCCCGCAUGGCCAAGCAGACGCCCGCCCAGUACCUGGCACAGCAUGAGCAGCUCCUGCUGGACGCCAACGCCUCCUCCCCCAUCGACUCCUCGGAGCUGCUGCUGGAGGUCAGCGAGGGGGGAAAGAGGAGGACCCCUGACAGGACCAAAGAGAACGGCUUGGAUCGGGACCCUCUGCACCCGGAGCACCUCAGCAAAAGGCCGUGCACCAUGAGCCCGGCCCAGCGCUACAGCCCCAGCAAUGGGCUCAGCCACCAGCCCAACGGGCUGCCCCACCCAACGCCUCCCCCUCCCCAACACUAUCGCCUCGAGGACAUGGCCAUCGCCCACCACUUCCGGGACACCUACCGGCAUCCCGACCCUCGGGAGCUACGGGAACGCCAUCGGCAAGCCGCAGUGCACAGUUCCCGGCAGGAAGAAGUCAUUGACCACAGGCUAACGGACCGAGAGUGGGCAGAGGAGUGGAAGCACCUCAACAACCUGCUGAACUGCAUUAUGGACAUGGUGGAAAAGACCCGCCGGUCACUCACCGUGCUGCGCCGCUGCCAGGAGGCUGACCGCGAGGAGCUGAACCACUGGAUCCGGCGCUAUAGCGAUGUGGAGGACAUGAAGAAGGGACCCAGCCCGGCCGCCCGGCCCCACAACAGUACCGGCAACACCGAGGUGCCCCCUCUAGACCCUCAUCGUGAGUUCGUGUCCAGGCCUCUGUCCGGUUACAUGCCAGAGGAAAUCUGGAGGAAAGCUGAAGAAGCCGUGAACGAGGUGAAGCGCCAGGCCAUGUCCGAGCUCCAGAAAGCCGUCUCCGACGCCGAGCGGAAAGCCCACGAGCUGAUCACGACGGAGCGGGCCAAGAUGGAGCGGGCCCUGGCCGAGGCCAAGCGCCAGGCCUCCGAGGAUGCCCUGACCGUCAUCAACCAGCAGGAAGACUCCAGCGAGGUGGGCGCCCUUGCUCCUGCACCCGGAGGGCUGGGCUGGGUAGGGUAG
Molecule: messenger RNA, 1772 nt
Organism: Pogona vitticeps (central bearded dragon)
Lineage: Eukaryota; Metazoa; Chordata; Lepidosauria; Squamata; Agamidae
Source: RefSeq, a predicted model, not a curated record